AUGGGGGGCGCACAUUACUCAGAAGAAUUCCCACUAUUGGCCGGGGUCGGCCUAUAUGCCUCUGAUAUAUCUGGCGACGGAAACUGUUUAUUCCACGCGCUCAGCGACCAGAUAUACGGUCAUGAGAGUAACCAUGUAGAGAUCCGCGAGAGGGUGGUGGAACAUAUGAGGACACAUGCAGAAUACUUCAAAUUAUUCCUUGAUGUCGAUACAGCCCGCAGAGCACCCAAAAGAAAGGCCCAUACCGCAGGGUCCACCGUUGGGCCCACCGAGGAUGCCAUAGACAAGGCUUUCGCCCAACAUCUCAAAACCAUGUCUCAGCCAGGUGUCUACGGGGACAAUAUGGAGAUUAGUGCUUUCGCACGAGAGUACAACUGCGAUGUCAAAAUCUACCAACGAGAGUUUGCAUACGUCGUAUCGGGCGGCGGCGACGGGUCCAAGAAAACGGCGCACAUAGCGUAUCAUACAUGGGAACAUUACUCGUCGAUUCGAAACCGUGACGGCCCUCGCACGGGCCCUCCAAAUGUCACUCCAGUGCCUUUAACUGAAGAGGGUAGAAGAGAACAGGAACGGAAGCUUGGAGAAACGUCGUAUGUGCUCCCGUGGAUGGAAGGGGUGGUUGCUUCGAGUCUACCGUAUAUUGUCGACCCAGGAAAGAUACGUCAUGUGUUAGAGAAAUGCAAGGGGAAUGUCGACGAAGCGGUUUCCCAGUUGUUGGAUGAGAACGAAGCAGAGAAGCCUAAAUCAACGUUUAGAAGGGAGGAUGUCUCAAGGCCAAUUUCUCCAAAGUCUACGGAGGAAGAUAUAGAGGAUGGGAUAGUAGUGUUGGGAGAAAAAGAAGCUGUGGAAAAUGUCGAGGGGCUCAAGGACGAACCGGGCGUAAAAAGGUUAACAAAGAAGGAGGCUAUCCGCCCAAAAAGAUCUCCUAUUCGUUUAAACGGCGAUGAGGAGAAGAAGACGCUCAAAAAUGAUAUUCCAAAUGACCCGAUCUCAGCAAACGAACCACAAACGCAACCCCCCACCCAAAAGCCAAGGCGCGAUACCAAACGUGAAAAGAAGCUAAAACAGAAAGAAGCCAAGAAGCUUAGGGAUAGGGAGAGGGCUGCUAAUAAAAAUAAAGAAACCGAGGGGGCUACAACCACUAUUACUGUUGGAAUCAAGGAGCUGCAUGUUUGA
Messenger RNA from Morchella importuna, 1176 nucleotides. RefSeq lists its product as uncharacterized. The transcript is spliced from 4 exons. Gene Ontology annotation, biological process: protein deubiquitination. The record is from RefSeq and is a predicted model, not a curated record. Gene Ontology annotation, molecular function: cysteine-type deubiquitinase activity. The coding region runs from base 1 to 1176 and encodes 391 amino acids. Lineage: Eukaryota; Fungi; Ascomycota; Pezizomycetes; Pezizales; Morchellaceae.